AUGGCUGUCACCGCUGCCUCGUAUGGAGAUCUUCGGCAUUUGUUGCCUGCCAAUUACAAGCGUCUCAUCGCCUUGUGGCUGGAGGAAGACUGUCCCAGUUUCGACUAUGGUGGCUUCGUCGUUGGAGAGUCGGAAGCGGGGGCCAGGCUACUGGGCAAGAGCCAGGGCAUCGUAGCCGGCGUUCCUUUCUUCGAUGAAGUCUUUUCCCAAUUGGGCUGCACGGUUGAAUGGCAUGUCAAAGAAGGUGAACCCAUCACCCCCAUCAAACAUUGCGCCACUGUCAGAGGCCCAAUUCGGAAGAUAUUGCUCGGUGAACGCGUUUCCCUCAACAUCCUCGCUCGCUGUUCAGGCAUCGCAACCAAGACAUCUUCCCUCGUCUCGGCCCUCCGUUCGCAUGGAUGGAAUGGUACUCUGGCUGGUACCCGCAAGACCACACCUGGAUUCCGCGUGGUCGAAAAAUAUGGCAUCCUCGUCGGAGGUGCCGACCCGCAUAGGCACGAUCUUAGUUCGAUGACCAUGCUCAAGGACAAUCACGUCUGGGCCUGCGCAAACAACAGAUCUGCCGGCGAUGGUGCUGCUGGCAAGUCCGCUGACUCCAUUGCCGCUGCCAUUCCUCGGGCCGUCCACGCCGCCAAGGCAGCGGCCGGCUUCUCCACCAAGGUAGAGGUCGAGUGUUGUAGUAUCGAUGAAGCCAAUGCCGCCAUUGGAGCUGGCGCGGACAUUGUCAUGCUGGACAACUUCACCGCGGACGGUGUCCGUACGGCAGCUAAGCAACUUAAAGAGACCUGGGCUGGCAAAAACAAGUCAUUCCUGAUUGAGGUCAGUGGGGGCCUCAACGAAACAAAUGCGGCGGCAUAUGUAUGCUCCGAUGUGGAUAUUCUCUCUACGAGUUCCAUUCAUCAAGGAACUGGGAUUGUGGACUUUUCCCUGAAAGUGUCAUUACGGUAG
Monascus purpureus is the source of this 948-nucleotide messenger RNA. Lineage: Eukaryota; Fungi; Ascomycota; Eurotiomycetes; Eurotiales; Aspergillaceae. The record is from the annotation of a GenBank genome assembly.